Chaetura pelagica (chimney swift) is the source of this 2205-nucleotide messenger RNA. It is a transcript of the gene NOC2L, whose product is annotated as nucleolar complex associated 2 homolog (S. cerevisiae). The transcript has 19 exons. Gene Ontology annotation, molecular function: histone binding; transcription corepressor activity. The record is from RefSeq and is a predicted model, not a curated record. The coding region runs from base 1 to 2205 and encodes 734 amino acids. Gene Ontology annotation, biological process: negative regulation of transcription by RNA polymerase II; ribosomal large subunit biogenesis. Lineage: Eukaryota; Metazoa; Chordata; Aves; Apodiformes; Apodidae. Gene Ontology annotation, cellular component: nucleolus; Noc2p-Noc3p complex; nucleoplasm.
AUGUUGAACUCCAGGAGCCUGGCGGAGCUGAGCCUGGACGAGUUCUUGGCCGGCGGGGCCGGGAAGAAGGGAAAGGCCUCUGAACAUAAAGAUCAGCUCUCCCGGCUGAAGGACAAAGAUCCUGAGUUUUAUAAGUUUCUGGAGGAGAACGAUCGUACGUUGCUGAAUUUUGAUGCUUCAGACAGUUCUGAUGAGGAGGAGAAGUUUCAUAUACCACCUGAGACACUGGAGGAAGCAAGUGAUGAAGAUGAGGAGGAAGAAGAAGAAGAUAAAAAAGUCAAACGGAAGAGAGCUUCCUUCAUCCCUGUGAGCUUGAAAAUGGUUGAAGAAUGGAAGAAAGCUGCAGAGAGAAACCUGACUCCAAAGCUUUUCCAUGAAAUCACUCAAGCCUUUAAAGCAGCUGUAGCAACCACCAAAGGAGACAGUGGUGGAACUGAUCCCAGCAAGUUUCAAGUCACUGAUGCUGCAGUGUUCAAUGCCCUUGUGUCCUUCUGCAUCCGGGACCUCUUCCACUGCCUGCAGAAGCUGCUUCUCCUGAAAACCCCAAAGAACAAACUCAAAAUGGUCCUCCCUUCCACCAGCCCACUUUGGAGCAAGCUACGACAGGACAUAAAAGUGUACCUCAGCUCUACCAUACAACUCCUGUCUUGUCUAACAGAAGCCUCAGUUGGUGCUGCAGUCCUUCAGCAUGUCAUUUCCACAGUCCCUUACUAUUUGUCCUUCCCCAAGCAGUGCCGUGCACUCCUCAAGCAAGCAAUUAAUUUAUGGAGCACAGGUGAGGAGACAGUGAGAGUGCUGGCCUUCCUAGUGCUGAACAAGAUCUGCCGUCACAAGAAGGAGGCAUAUCUGAGUCCCCUGCUCAAGCAAAUGUACAUUGCCUUUGUGAAGAACUCCAGGUUCACCUCCCCCAACGUCCUGCCCAUGAUCAGCUUCAUGCAGCGCACGCUGACAGAGAUGUACGCCCUGGACACACACACCUCCUACCAACAUGCCUUCAUCUACAUCCGCCAACUGGCCAUCCACCUGCGCAGUGCCAUGACCAUAAAGAAGAGGGAGAACUUCCAGUCUGUUUAUAACUGGCAGUAUAUCCACUGCCUGUAUUUCUGGUGUCGGGUUCUCAGCACAAUCUAUCCUAGUGAGGUCAUGGAGCCAUUGAUCUAUCCUUUGACCCAGGUGAUCAUUGGCUGUAUAAAGCUGGUACCAACAUCUCGUUUCUACCCUCUGCGCAUGCACUGCAUCCGUGCCCUUACACUGCUGUCUGAGAACACCAGGACCUUCAUCCCAGUGUUGCCCUUUAUCCUGGAGAUUUUCCAACAAGUGGAUUUCAACAAGAAGCCAGGACGUAUGAGUGCUAAACCCAUCAACUUUGCAGUGAUCCUGAAGCUUUCCAAUUCCAACCUGCAGGAGAAGGCCUUCCGAGAUGGACUCAUUGAACAGCUCUAUGAUCUGAUGCUUGAGUAUCUGCAUUGCCAAGCCUGCAGCAUUGGAUUCCCAGAGUUGGUUCUUCCCACUGUCAUUCAGCUAAAAUCUUUCCUGAAGGAAUGCAAGAUUGCCAACUACUGCAAGCCCAUCCGGCAGCUCCUGGAGAAACUGCAGGAGAAUUCUGCCUACAUUUCCAGCAGGCGUCAGAAAGCUACCUUUGGGGUGGCCAGCAGGGAGUCUGUGGAACAAUGGGAGAAGCAGCUCAAAGAGGAGGGGACACCUCUGACCAAGUAUUAUGCUCAGUGGAAGAAGCUGAGAGAGAAGGAGAUACAGCUGGAAAUCAGUGGCAAAGAAAGACUUGAAGAUCUGAACUUCCCAGAAAUUAAACGUAAGAAGCAAGAUGAAAGGAAGGAAGAAGACAAGAAGGAAUUCAAGGAACUCUUUGAGCUGGACAGUGAUUCUGAUGAGGAGAAUGUUGGAUUCCCUAUAAAAGGUAAAGGCAAAGCCAAGCGGGCGUCGGACGACAGCUCAGAAGCCAGCAGCAAGGAGUAUGGUGAGGAUGAUGAUGAUGAUGAAGAAGGAAAGUAUGAAAUCGAGGAGGAUGAGGAAGAAUUGGAAGAAGACAGCGACUCAGAGGAGGGAGGCCCGGAAGCCGCGCAGCUUUCCCAGGGGUCACAGAAGAAGAGGCCCUGUCUCCGUGGGCUGACACGUGCUGACCUGGACCAGCUCGCCCAAGGGGAGGAGGACGUUGUGGAGGACUUGACCUUCUCAGAUGAGGACUGA